Messenger RNA from Chelmon rostratus (copperband butterflyfish), 1293 nucleotides. RefSeq names its product tachykinin receptor 1a (gene tacr1a). Lineage: Eukaryota; Metazoa; Chordata; Actinopteri; Chaetodontiformes; Chaetodontidae. Gene Ontology annotation, cellular component: plasma membrane; sperm midpiece. The record is from RefSeq and is a predicted model, not a curated record. The transcript is spliced from 5 exons. Gene Ontology annotation, molecular function: substance P receptor activity. Gene Ontology annotation, biological process: G protein-coupled receptor signaling pathway; positive regulation of flagellated sperm motility. The coding region runs from base 1 to 1293 and encodes 430 amino acids.
AUGGAUAAUUUAUUUAAUACCACCGACGCGUCAAAUUGGACCACCGGCUCCAACGACACCAAUAACGGGACGGUGUACUGGAACCAGUUCGUGCAGCCCGUCUGGAGGAUUGUCCUCUGGGCCAUUGCGUACAGUUGUAUAGUUAUCGUGUCCGUGGUAGGCAAUCUUACAGUGAUCUGGAUUAUCAUGGCGCAUAAACGCAUGAGGACCGUCACCAACUAUUUCCUCCUGAACCUGGCGUUUGCCGAAGCCUCAAUGUCUGCCUUCAACACGGUCAUCAACUUCACAUACGCCGUGCACAACGAGUGGUACUUCGGACUGGUCUACUGCCGCUUCCACAACUUCUUUCCGAUCGCGGCUGUGUUUGCCAGCAUCUACUCCAUGACUGCCAUCGCCCUGGACAGGUACAUGGCCAUCAUCCACCCUCUGCAGCAGCGCAUGUCGUCUACAGAGACCAAGGUGGUGGUGGGAGUGAUCUGGGUGCUGGCCCUGCUCCUGGCCUUCCCUCAGUACUACUACUCCACCACGGACGAGCUCCCCGGCCGGGUGGUGUGCUACAUCGACUGGCCCGAGUACAGCGUGUGCGACUUCAAAAAGAUGUACUAUGUGUGUGUGGCCAUUCUGCUGUACUUCCUUCCUCUGCUGGUGAUGGGUUGUGCUUACCUGGUGGUGGGACUGACUCUCUGGGCUAGUGAGAUCCCCGGAGACUCCUCUGAUCGCUACAAGGAGCAGCUGACUGCCAAACGCAAGGUGGUGAAGAUGAUGAUCGUGGUGGUGUGUACAUUUGCCAUCUGCUGGCUGCCCUUCCACGUCUACUUCCUGCUGCACCAGUUCUUUCCUGACAUGUUUGAAGAGAGGUUCAUCCAGCAGGUGUACUUGGCCAUCAUGUGGCUGGCUAUGAGCUCCACUAUGUACAACCCCAUCAUCUACUGCUGCCUCAACGACAGGUUUCGUGCUGGUUUUAAACAAGCCUUCCACUGCUGCCCUUGCGUCCCUCGAGGCUCUUACGAAGGACUGGAACUCAAGUCCACUCGCUACCUUCAGACCCAGACAAGUGUUUACAAGGCCAGCCGGAUGGAGACUACUGUGUCCACUGUUCUCCAGGUUGGGGACGACAUGGAGCAGCCCAAGGUCAAGGCAACAGCAGGACCAGGGCCCGGCGGGGCUGCGGUCGGAGCCAGACCACAUAGCUCCUCCCUGGACCUCGCCUCAAAUGGGUCAUCAUCCCGAAGCGUCUCCAAAACUGUAUCCGAGACAUCCAGUUUCUACUCCAGUAACAACCUGCAGGAAUAG